Daldinia caldariorum is the source of this 3480-nucleotide messenger RNA. RefSeq lists its product as uncharacterized. The record is from RefSeq and is a predicted model, not a curated record. The transcript is spliced from 7 exons. Gene Ontology annotation, molecular function: diacylglycerol-dependent serine/threonine kinase activity; ATP binding. Bases 1 to 3480 code for a protein of 1159 amino acids. Lineage: Eukaryota; Fungi; Ascomycota; Sordariomycetes; Xylariales; Hypoxylaceae. Gene Ontology annotation, biological process: protein phosphorylation; fungal-type cell wall biogenesis; signal transduction.
AUGAACGACGAAGAGGCCAUGGCCAAUAUUUACAAGAAGAUCGAGCGCGAGAAAGCUCUGAUCAAUGCUGCCAAUUCUAUGCGACAGCAGACCAACAACGACGAUGUCAGGUCGCGUCUUGAUAGCCAGAUGCGCGAGGGCCGUCGGAAUCUCCAGUUUUUUGAAGAGAAGCUUCGCGAUUUACAGAUGAAGCGUUUGGGACAAGGGGUGGAUAACAUGAACAUCGGUUCAGGCUCUGCCACCGGUUCUUUACGUCCUAGCAGCCUCGAAAUGCGUGAUAGCGAUGCACCACCGCCUCCGCCUAAAGAUGCCGGUGCGCUGUCGGGAGAUCAAGGCUCUUAUGGCACGCUGCCCUACAGCCAAAUCGGCGGUCAUGGAGAUAUCAUGCCGCCACGGCAUCCAUACGCACCCCCGGGCCCAACUUCGACCAUUCCGAAACCACGGCCAAACUUUACCAAGUUAGAUCUUAUUAAAUAUGAUACCCCAUAUCUCGGUCCUCGAAUCCAACUCAUGCUCUCGCAAAUCCAGUUUAAACUUAAUGUCGAGGAGCAAUACCUCAAGGGUGUAGAAAAGAUGGUUCAACUGUACGGCAUGGAAGGCGAUCGCAAAAGCAAGGCCGAUGCCGCAGCAAGAAGGGUCGAGAGUAAACAGAAGAUUCAUCUCUUGAAGCAGGCACUAAAGAGAUACGAAGAACUUCAUAUAGAUGAUUUGGAUUCAGCUGACUCUCCUGACGAUGAUAGUAUCAACAUGCCCAACCUACGCAAACCAUUAACUGGUCAGCUCUCUAUUAGAAUUGUCCAAGUAAGAGACGUGGACCAUGCCAGUACCGGGCGAUUCUCGAGAGGCCCAGAAACCUUCAUUGCUAUCAAGGUAGAGGACAACGUCGUUGCACGGACAAGGGUCUCACGUACCGAUCGAUGGGAAGCCGAAUAUCACAACAUCGAGGUAGAUAAGGCGAACGAAAUCGAACUUACAGUUUACGAUAAGCCCGGCGAACACGCGUUACCUAUUGCCAUGCUAUGGGUACGGAUAUCAGAUAUUGUGGAAGAGAUGCGAAAAAAGAGAAUUGAGGCUGAAGUUAGCAACUCUGGUUGGGUAUCUGCCGAUAGGAUGGGAGGAGGCCCCGGAGUGCCUCCGCCGCAGUUUCCAAUGGAUCCACCGCAAGCUGGUGCCGGACCUGCCUCCCCUGGCCUCGCUGGUCCCGGUCAGCAGCAGUUUGGACCACAAGCAGUGCCCCAAGUUACCUCUCAACCGAUCGAUGCUUGGUUUAACCUGGAGCCUACAGGUUCCAUCCAUCUAUCACUUAGCUUCAUAAAACAAAGUAAAGACCGUCGGCCUGUCGAUCUUGGUCUUGGGCGAAAGGGUGCCAUUCGCCAGCGCAAGGAAGAGGUACACGAAAUGUACGGACACAAGUUCGUGCAACACCAAUUCUACAACAUCAUGCGCUGUGCCCUUUGCGGCGAUUUCCUCAAAUAUUCCGCCGGCAUGCAGUGUGAGGACUGCAAAUAUACCUGCCAUACGAAAUGUUACCCGAGUGUGGUUACGAAGUGUAUUAGUAAAAGUAACGCCGAAACGGAUCCAGAUGAAGAGAAAAUCAACCACCGCAUUCCCCAUAGAUUCGCGCCAUUUUCGAACGUUACAGCUAAUUGGUGCUGUCACUGUGGUUAUAUACUGCCUUUUGGAAAGAAAAACUGCAGGAAGUGUACCGAAUGCGGGCUUACGGCUCAUGCACACUGUGUGCAUCUCGUACCGGACUUCUGUGGUAUGAGUAUGGCCGUUGCUAAUCAGAUCCUCGAAGGCAUUAGAUCAUCAAAACGACAACAAAAAGCAACUUCGUUGACCGAUAAGACCCUUAGACAGGGCAAGAGUAGCCCUACUAGCACAUCUUCUGGUCCUAUGUCGCCCUAUAGCACUCAUGGUGCGCCGUCUUACCAGCCGAGCACCGCUUCUCAAGAGGCUACCGAUGCUGCUAAAGCUAUGUAUGCUAGUCAGGCCUCGCCAACAAGGCCUAUUUAUCCUGAUCGUACCUCAUCCGGCUCAAGUGCCGCCGCCGCCGCCGCCACAGCUGCUAUGAGCGGUAGUGUGAGUUCGCCAGGUCGUCCAACUCAAGCUUCAGACUACUCUGGCAGGACUGGUGGUUACGGAGGAACCGCAGAUACUCAGGAGGAUCCUUACGCAGCUGGCCAGCCUUAUAAUGUACCUUCGCAGCCGAAGUAUAACCCAGCAGCAUACGCAAACAUUGCCAACUACCCUCCAAGUCAGCCACAAGUGCCACAACAACAGCAACGCCCAGCCCAACAACCGCAAUCCCCGGUGCCUCAAAUACAACAACAGCAGCAGCAGCAGCAGAUGUUCCCACCCGUUGCACCUGUUUCUAAACCACAGCCGGUCCAGGAAACCCCCUCCCUAACAACGGCUUCUACAUUACCACCUCCCUCUAGGAAACCUUUGCCCUCCGCAACCGAUCCAGGAACUGGUCAACGUAUCGGAUUGGACCACUUUAAUUUCCUCGCAGUUCUCGGCAAGGGUAACUUCGGUAAGGUUAUGCUGGCUGAAACGAAGAAAUCGCGAAGGCUUUACGCUAUCAAAGUUCUAAAGAAGGAGUUUAUCAUUGAAAACGACGAAGUUGAAAGUAUCCGGUCCGAGAAAAGGGUGUUCCUGAUUGCGAAUAGAGAGCGUCAUCCGUUCCUGACUAACUUGCAUGCCUGUUUCCAAACCGAAACAAGAGUAUACUUUGUAAUGGAGUACAUUAGCGGUGGUGAUCUGAUGCUUCAUAUCCAGCGUGGACAGUUCGGCACCAAACGUGCACAAUUCUACGCGUCUGAGGUUUGCUUGGCGCUUAAGUAUUUCCAUGAGAACGGCGUCAUUUAUCGUGAUCUGAAGCUUGACAACAUCCUUCUCACGUUGGAUGGUCAUAUCAAGAUUGCUGAUUACGGUUUGUGCAAAGAGGACAUGUGGUAUGGCUCUACUACCAGUACUUUCUGCGGUACACCCGAAUUCAUGGCCCCAGAAAUAUUAUUGGAUAAGAAAUACGGCAGAGCGGUAGACUGGUGGGCUUUUGGAGUUCUAAUUUACCAGAUGCUUUUGCAGCAGUCACCUUUCCGAGGUGAAGACGAAGACGAGAUCUACGACGCGAUUCUUGCAGAUGAACCGCUCUAUCCUAUUCACAUGCCCAGGGAAUCGGUCUCGAUACUACAAAAACUCCUCACGAGAGACCCCGACCAACGAUUGGGAAGUGGGCCAACUGAUGCUCAGGAGGUCAUGAGUCAGCCUUUUUUCAGAAACAUCGUAUGGGAUGAUAUCUACCAUAAGAGGGUGGCCCCUCCUUUCAUGCCCACUAUCAAGAACGCGACAGAUACCAGCAAUUUCGAUUCCGAAUUUACUAGCGUUACGCCGGUUCUUACGCCGGUGCAGUCAGUGCUUUCGCAAUCUAUGCAAGAAGAGUUCCGCGGAUUCUCAUACACAGCGGAUUUUGACUAG